This is a messenger RNA of Colletotrichum spaethianum, 783 nucleotides long. RefSeq names its product short chain dehydrogenase atnD. The transcript is spliced from 3 exons. The record is from RefSeq and is a predicted model, not a curated record. Gene Ontology annotation, molecular function: oxidoreductase activity. The coding region runs from base 1 to 783 and encodes 260 amino acids. NCBI's taxonomy places the organism in Eukaryota, Fungi, Ascomycota, Sordariomycetes, Glomerellales, Glomerellaceae.
AUGACGGCCGACACUCUUAGCCUCGAGGGAAAAGUCGCCAUCGUCACCGGCUCCGGCCGCGAAAAUGGCAUCGGCGCAGGCAUCGCCCUCGCCCUCGCCCGCAACGGUGCCUCUGUCGUCGUCAAUUACGUUUCCGACUCGACCAAGAACCGCGCUGCCAACGUCUGCGAAAGCUUGCGCAAGGCGGGCGGGCAGGCCAUCGCCGUGCAAGCUGCCGUGGACACGAUCGAAGGUGCCCGGGAUCUUGUCAACAAGACCCUCGAGGGUUUCAAGACGGACCACAUUGAUAUCUUAGUCAACAACGCCGGCACCGCGUUCUUCUCCCCAAUCACCGGCGAGCCGAACGUUGAAGAGUUGGCCAAGGUCUUCCAACUGAACGUACUUGGCCCCUUCUACAUGGUUAAUGGCGUUGUCCCACACAUGCCCCCUGGCGGCCGUAUUAUCAACAUCAGUUCCACCAAUGCCAAAAAGGGCAACGCGAAGAUUUCCACGUAUGCGGCGUCCAAGGCAGCUUUGGACAGUCUGACAUGGACUUGGGCCGAAGAGCUUGGCCGGAGCAAGGGCCUCACUGUCAACUCUGUAGCUCCUGGUCCGGUGUUGACGGACAUAUACCCAAAGGGACGUGAGGAAGAGCUCAUGGCCUCGGAGAUCGCCCUGACAAGGGCCGAAAACCGCGCCGGAACCCCCGAGGAUAUCGGUGAUGCUGUACUUCUCUUGGUCAACGAGAAAUCCAGAUGGAUCACUGGCCAGUACGUUGGCGUCAAUGGGGGACUCACAUACUAG